Molecule: messenger RNA, 4014 nt
Organism: Pyricularia oryzae 70-15
Lineage: Eukaryota; Fungi; Ascomycota; Sordariomycetes; Magnaporthales; Pyriculariaceae
Exons: 2
Coding region: 218-3604 (1128 amino acids)
Biological process (GO): regulatory ncRNA-mediated post-transcriptional gene silencing; negative regulation of RNA catabolic process
Cellular component (GO): catalytic step 2 spliceosome
Molecular function (GO): protein binding
Source: RefSeq, a predicted model, not a curated record
CGUGCCAUCCGAGCUAGCGGAGCUUUGUUAGUGUGGUUCAAUGCUUUGCUUGGCCAGGAACGUCUUUAAUCGCGACCUUGUUUUAGAUAUCUACAACCCCCGAGGAGUAAGAAAUUCUGAUCUGAUUUCAAUCAUAUUAAUUAUCUCAGCCCAAAGAUCUUUAAGGGUCUUGGCGACAUGAUCAGACUAUGACUAGGGCCUGCUGCUUGCUAGCAAGAUGUCCGGAGAGCAUCAUGGCAAACCCAGCGCCGUACCGUCGUUUGCUUCCUUCAAGAAGCAGGAGCCGUUGAAACCUCUAUCGGAAGUAGGAGAAGAACGCAAACCAGCGACAGAGCCUGCCGGGGGUGGCGAUGGUUCUGAUGAUCGUGGAAGGAGGUCCAGAUCCAAAAGACAUCACCAUGACCGGCAACACCAGUCAAGUUCCAGCCAUAGAAAGAAUUCGGAGUCUGUCACUCUACGGCAUCGUGAGCACGCCAAAGACGAUUUCGGAAGUCUGCUGAAGCCUGUUGAUGGGCUCUCAACCACUCACAAGUCUGUCCCUGUGCUUGUCACUGAGCAGCAGUCUAAACAUUCCGACAAAUUGUACACCAUCGACAGACUAGGCGAUCCACUGAUCCUCAGAUAUGGAUCGAAUGACCGCUCCAAGGUCCCAGGGUACAGCAGAGGAGGCCGUGGCCGUAUCCUCGGUCAGGCUGUUGGAUUUCUCGAGACUGAUCGAAUAGGGGCCAGGGAGGUAUUUGUCAUCCGCUCUCCCCGGGAGCGUGGUUCUCUUUUUCGGGAGAAGAACGUCCCGCAACUCAAAUCUGGCAAUGGGCUAGAGAAGAAUUUCAUACCAAGGCCCCAUAAACGAUCAGAUGCACCAGUGGCGUCCGAGGAGAUGGAGUUCUUGCCAAUUACAAAUCCAAACAAGAGGAAGCGUGGGCAAGACGAUGAAGAUGCCCAUGACGGACGUUUUGGCCCCAACGGUGGUCCUUUAAGGAUGCCUGGGCUGCAGCCGUCCGAACCAGGUGCUUUUGACAGUGAGACGACGUCUGAUGAAGAUCAGAUGCUCGAUGUCGAUGAUGAUGACGAAGACGACCAGACGGAGGGGCAAGAGGAGCUGCAGAACACCAAGAAACGUCUCAUUGAGCUAUCACGGCGGGUCAAGGAGCACCCAGAGGAUGUCGACGCUUGGUUUGCCCUCAUUAAACUUCAGGAAACGAGACUACAUCUUGACACGAACGAGGCCGAAAACGAAACAUUCUCCAAGGGUGUGGCAGAAGUUAAGUUGUCCAUGUUUGAGUCUGCUUUGAAGCAUUCCCAGUCUGAAGUAGAUCGUGAGAGGCUUCUCCUCGGACUCAUGCGGGAAGGAAGGCACAUUUGGGCCCCUAAAGUGUUGACCAAGCGUUGGGAAUCAAUCUACAAGGAGCACCCACGCAGUUUUCUGCUGUGGAGGGCAUACCUUGAUCAUCUGAUGACCGAUGUUGCCUCUUUUGGCUUUGAUGAGAUCAAGGAAUUCUUCCAAAAACGUCUGGAUUUUCUCAAAGCUGAAAUGUAUCUGGCGACAUCUCAAGCGUCCGCCACUCAGGAGGUAGUAAACCUGUGUGAGCAGUUGUUAUACGUGUUUCUCCGAGUAACCAGGUACCUACGAGAUAGCGGAUUCUCCGAGACGGCUGUCGCAUUAUGGCAGGGAAUAUUGGAACUCACUUUCUGCCGUCCAAGCGGGCUUGUCGACUCUUCAGCAGAAGCAUGUCUAUUGGCUUUUCGGGAUUUCUGGGAGAGCGAGGUCCCCCGCUUUGGCGAGCAAGACCACCAAGGUUGGAAUGCUUUUGCCAGUAGCGAUCAGGACGUGCCAGAUCCUCGGAUAUCAGCGCCUCCAGAACUUCCCCAAUCUAGAGAUGUGUACAAGGCGUGGGCUUCUUCGGAACGCCAAAGAUGCCUCGGUAGCGGCAUGCCUGCCCGUGCGGUAGAUCAAGAUGCCGUUGAAGACCCACUGAGGGUGGUAAUGUAUUCGGAUAUCGAGAGUUUUCUCUUUGUGAUACCCUCUUGGAUAGUCCCACAGGUCAGCGCGCAAGUGGCCGAGGCGCUGUCUCAAUUUUGUCACCUGCCCGCCCUCUCUGAUCUUCACGGUCUUAUGCAAGCCGCCAGGGACGACCAGUUCACCAGUGGGUUUCAUGCACAUCUCCAUGCCGCAGUUGAUUUCAAAACGAGCGAACAGACAAGCGGGGCACUUGGCGAAGACCACGGGCCCAAGAAAGCGCCUCAGUUUCUCCACGAUGAAGCUCGUAUGGCAUAUUCUACGGAUUUGCUGGUAGUAGGUUCAGAUUGGUUUUCCUACGGAAUAACGACAACUGUACCAGAUAUCCCAAGAGAUUUCCACGACUGGACAUCCAACACCAUUCAGGAGCUUGCCCUCAAGCACAAAGUUGAAGAAGUUGGGGAACUCCAUCUCUCUCUGCAGUGGACCCAUAAACCACAAAACGCAAAGAAGACAGCAAAGGGCUUGCUCAAGCUAUACCCCACAAAUAUCGAACUAUACAAAGCAUAUGCAUAUUCCGAGUACUGCAACGGUAAUUUUGAGCUAGCCAAGAACGUGUUGUUGUCGGCUGCCAGUCAAAAACUAGGCGCUGUCCCGGGCAAGACCCAAUCAUUAUGGAACGCCCUGGUGUGGAUGGAGUUGCAGAGGACCAAUCUCCAAAAUGCCGCAGCAACCUUGUGCUCGUCGGCAGGGGACAAACCCGGUACGGUCAUGCCUAUGGAUGAUCUACCUCAGCCAACGCCGACGCAGAUUCUCAAGGCACGCCAGAGUUUCCAGACCGCAAGAGACUACCAGCUAUCGUCCGGAAAUGUGGCCGGGGCCGUCGCAUUUGCGGAGUCGUCAGUCUUGCUAGCAUAUCUAACGACGAAGGAUGGCGAGGAGACAUACUCGGCGAAACAAGGCAAUUUGUCAUCCGCAGUCGCAAGUGUGCUUUCCUUCUCAGAUGAGCUCUGCUCUCGAAGCGACGUGUCACAUUCCGCGAGCCAUGAAAGAUUCCUACAAUUCGCGUCGAAGCUUGUAUACUUUCACGCCAAAAAUGGAUCUUUCAGACCUGCAUCCUUACGGGAGAUCUUUUUGCGCUUUGUCACGUUAUUUCCGCGGAACACCAUAUUCCUGUCUCUCUUUGCGUGGGCCGAGUCGAGCCUCCGCCUGGACGAUCCCGUGCGCAGGCUGCUGCAGAAAAGCAUUCUAGUCGAGCCGACCGACACGAUAUCGGCCCGUAUCUUUGCCAUCCGCCACGAGAUGCGCGUCGGGAACGCCUACUCUACGCGGGCGGCCUUUGAGCAGGCCGUAGCGGUCGACAGGUUCGCCGGUGACCCCCACUUGUGGAUAGCUUACCUGCGGUUCUGCUGUAGCAGGAAGGAGCUGCGGAGUAAGGCCAAGGGCGUCUUUUACCGAGCCAUGGCCGCCUGCCCCUGGGCCAAGGAGAUUGUCAUGGAAGGGUUCGGCGGCGGUCUGAUUCGCGACAUGGCUUCCGACGAGCUGCGGGCGCUCUAUACUACCAUGUCGGCUAGGGGUCUGAGGAUCCACAUCGACAUGGAGGAGUUUGUGGAGGAGUGGCGGAGACGGAAGAAUGGCGGCAGGUAGUGAGAGUAAUAUGAGUGGUCAAGUGGAUGAAGAAUAUGAUGAACCAUUGGCGGAAAAUAUGUGAGACAGUUUACGAGACAUUUUGCUCCGUAAUGCAGCAGACGUUGAGCAAUACCGAUAUUGUAUGAGUACUCUCGCAAGGGCUGCUCAAAUGUUUGGCUCACGUAAUAUUAGCGUUUUUUCCUAAAUCUCGUAUAUACUGGUCCCACGCCCUCUUCUGCCCCCCUUUCCAAUUGCUUAGAUUGUUAUGUGCCAAAGUCGUGGAAUUAGUCUAUGGGUACCUAUCUAGUGACUGUCGUGGAGGAAUCUAUAUAUUUAUUGCUAGGCGCAUGUUACAUGCCUAAAUAUGUGAUCGCCACCCAAGAUCUGCCCGUCAGGGCAGAUCAUCGCCCCUGACGGUGAUCUCUAUC